Messenger RNA from Dovyalis caffra, 282 nucleotides. The record is from the annotation of a GenBank genome assembly. NCBI's taxonomy places the organism in Eukaryota, Viridiplantae, Streptophyta, Magnoliopsida, Malpighiales, Salicaceae.
AUGCUGGGUACAUCGCCUUCUUUAUUGCAGCGCAGGGUUUGUUGUCUUGGUGCAUUGUUGGUGUUAGGUGGUGAUGUUCAUAGAGUCACAAGAAAUGGUGGAGCAGCCCAUACUAAAAUGACUAGUGAUAAUGACAACGUGCCCAUACUUAGCAAUGCUCGUUCACUUCACCUAAGAUCUGUUUCUGCUCGGUCUGUGCAAGAUUCACCAUUUUCCCUGAAGCUCUCUCUCUCACUGGGACAAAUUGCUGUGUUUAAACUUUGUGAUGAGGACCAUACUUAG